AUGGCGGUGACUGUGAAGACGACGGAACGGUCUCCCAGCGAGGCUCCCAAGGCCGAUGUCCACGUCGUCCGUACGAAACACGCUGAGCACGCGUGCGCUACGCCUGCGGUUCCGACCACAAGCACUCCACGACUACCUGCAUCGCGCCUUGUCAUCGUGUCUGUGACCACGGCUCAUGCCCUUCUUCGUGCAACCAGCCGUGCGCGCCUUGCGCGGAGACUUGCACCUGGGGGUGCGAGCAUCAUCAAUGUGCGAUGCCGUGUGGAAUGCCUUGCGACCGCCUCCCGUGUGACCAACUGUGCCAGAAGACUCUGCUGUGUGGUCACCCGUGCCCGUCGCCUGGAGCAGAUGGUUGACCUCAUCAUGCAGUCCACCCUCCGUGACACGCUCAAUGACGACCCAGGCGUCCGGUUCGUCACUCUGAAUUGCGGUCACAUCUUCACCAUUGAGACCCUCGACGGACACAUGGACCUCAACUCAUACUACCAAAACGUUUGUGGAAAGUGGUGCGGCCUUCUCACCCCAACCGGAUACCAGAAACGCAAGACCUGUCCGUCGUGUCGUGCUUCGAUUUCGUCCCCCCGCUACAGCCGCGCAACGAAGCGGGCUCUCCUCGAUCUUCAGGAGCAGGUCGCCGUAAUCCGCUUCGCCGCUGUCCUCCAGGCCCACUCCACGACUCUGGUCGCCAUCAAAGAGGAGGGUACCAGGGCCGACGUCAAGAAGAUCCUCAACCAGGUGUUCCCCUCGCCCGUGACCAAGUUUAAGGGAAAGCGGAUGGUCGCUGAGCUUGGCACAUUCACUGACAAGAUAAUCCACUGUAUCAGCGUCAAGGCUUUCAUGGGCAACAAAAGCAACAUGUUUGGCAUCUCCGGUGUACUCGGUAACGCUUGGCGCAAGGUCGCACAGCGCCACCUCGACCUCUACGCUGGCCUCGCUAAGCUCGUCAACCAGGACGGCAUGCCGCACAGCGUGGCAUACCAGGGUGCGAUCUCGUCUAUUUACUUCAAAGAGCUUGACAUUGCGAGGGAAUCCUCUCCCUCGGCGACUCGUGAUCCCAAGAAGGCAGCGCUUCUCAUGGCCCGGCGCCGUGUUGGCGCGCCUCCCCCACAGGGUCAGGCUGUGUUCAGCGUGGGGGCGCUCGCUCUCACCAUCGAAGUGCGCCUCAAGAUGUUCCGUGUCGCUCUCUCCUUUGUUGACCAUUUGUGGAACGGUGAGGGCGUCAGAGGCUUCAAGGGUCGGGACGACCCCAAGCAUGAGCAUGAGGCCAUCACGGCCUCCCGGAAGGGCGCAGUCUCUUUCCCGCGUCUUGCAACUGGCCUGUUACUAUCUUGCAUCCGUGAUGCCCAGGUCAUGAUCGGUCGCGCCUCAAAGUCGGAACUCCCCCGCCUCGUUCUCCAAGGUCACUUCCUCUGGCUCGACGUCGCCUUCAACUUGACACGGUACAAGUCACUCUGGGCUCUACGCCAGCUACCUGGCGAGGCUGCUGCGACCAUGCGUACCGGCCUGGUGCACCGCUCUGUUGAAGAGCGUGCACACUGUAAAACGCGAUUCCUCAAGGCCGUCGGCGUCCUUUCCGUUGAGCAGAAGAAGAACGAGCCUUUCCUCGCCGAGGCUGAGAAGAUUCGAGGGCUGGCCGAGAAGAUUGUGGACGACUGA
Messenger RNA from Cutaneotrichosporon cavernicola, 1656 nucleotides. RefSeq lists its product as uncharacterized. The record is from RefSeq and is a predicted model, not a curated record. NCBI's taxonomy places the organism in Eukaryota, Fungi, Basidiomycota, Tremellomycetes, Trichosporonales, Trichosporonaceae. The coding region runs from base 1 to 1656 and encodes 551 amino acids. The transcript is spliced from 5 exons.